Messenger RNA from Malus domestica (apple), 1897 nucleotides. The record is from RefSeq and is a predicted model, not a curated record. Lineage: Eukaryota; Viridiplantae; Streptophyta; Magnoliopsida; Rosales; Rosaceae.
UCCCGGAAUCCUGGUACAGCUUUUGGAAUAAGUUGAUUAGUGACUAAUAACCAUGGAAUGGAAAACUUAAGCAUUUUGGUAAACGCUGUAAUGAGGGGAAAAAAAUCAGAACUAAUUGCAUCCAGAACACCUGGAGGCAGUUGAACAGAAAGACAUCAGAUCCAGCCAUGUGCAUGAAAAGUAUAUGGCAGUGCCAUUGAAGUAGGGCUUUUGGUGGAAGAUAAUAGAGGAACAAGCUCCAUCCUUCACCGUCAGGGUUCUGUAAUCAUACAACAACAACAAAGCCUUAGCCCACUAAGUGGGGUUGGCUAUAUGAAUCCUAGAACGCCAUUGUGCAAUAUUCAGUGGCUUGAAAAGUCAUGUUUUCACUUAAAACUUAUCAUUUGUUAGUCUUAUUCUUUAACAACUUAAAUAUAUGUGCAGGCUCUUCUACAUUCGGUUCCGUUUGGAAAAAUGAUAGUUCUUGAUCUAUUUGCGGAUGUCAAACCAAUAUGGAAAACAUCAUCUCAAUUUUAUGGCACUCCUUAUAUUUGGUGUCUCUUGCACAAUUUUGGUGGAAACAUUGAAAUGUAUGGCAUAUUGGAUGCAAUUUCUUCAGGUCCAGUUGACGCCCGAACUAGUGAAAAUUCUACUAUGGUUGGAGUUGGCAUGUGCAUGGAAGGUAUUGAGCACAAUCCAGUUGUUUAUGAAUUGACGUCUGAAAUGGCAUUUCGCAGUGAAAAGGUUCAAGUUCAGGAUUGGCUAAAGAUCUAUUCCCGGAGACGCUAUGGUAAUGCAGUUCCUAAAGUUGAGGCAGCUUGGGACAUCCUUCACCAGACAAUUUACAACUGUACAGAUGGGAUUGCUGACCAUAACACAGAUUUCAUAGUCAAACUCCCUGACUGGGAUCCAUCACCAAAUCACAUAUCGAACAUUUCAAAACAAAACCAGAUGCAAUCAUUCAUCCCGCUCGAUAAAAAGAGAAGAGUUUUGCUCCAAAAAACCAGCUCUAAUUUGCCUCAGGCACAUUUGUGGUAUUCUACUCAAGAGGUGGUCAAUGCUUUACGACUAUUCCUUGACACUGGAAAUGAAUUCUCUGGAAGCCUGACAUAUAGAUAUGACUUGGUUGAUUUGACACGGCAAGUACUUUCAAAGCUAGCAAAUCAAGUAUAUCUGGAUGCAGUGACAGCUUACCGGAGGAGGGAUGUAAAAGCUUAUAGUCACCAUAGUCAAAAGUUUGUUCAACUCAUAAUGGAUAUUGAUGAACUGCUCGCUUCUGAUGAUAAUUUUUUACUUGGAACCUGGCUUGAAAGUGCAAAAAAUCUGGCAGCUAAUCCUACGGAAAUGCAGCAGUACGAGUGGAAUGCAAGGACGCAGGUGACAAUGUGGUUUGAUAACACAAAAACCAACCAGAGCAGGCUUCAUGAUUACGCAAAUAAGUUCUGGAGUGGGCUAUUGAAAAGCUACUAUCUACCUCGAGCUUCAACCUACUUUGGUCUUUUGUCAAAAAGCUUGAGAGACAACAAGGACUUCGAGUUGGAGGAAUGGAGAAAAGAAUGGAUAGCGUAUUCAAACAAUUGGCAAGCAGGUACCGAACUUUACCGGGUGAAGGCAAAAGGAGAUGCUCUUGCUAUUUCUAAAGCAUUGUAUGAAAAAUAUUUCGUUCGAGCAAAAUAGGUUCUAAUUGUUAGAAAAGAGAGAAGCAAUUGUGUUGUAAAGUAGCAAAACAUGUACUAGGUCUAUUCCUUACUCAUAAGGGCCCUUUGCAUGUUGCAUGACAAUAACUUGGGUCAUUGUUAUAAAAUAUUCUGUCUGUUUCAAAUCCAAAACCGAAAUUCGAAAUCCGAAAAAAAAUUGGAUAAGAAUUAGAAUGUAUUUAAUAUUUUGAAUCCGAUUAGAAAUUUCGAAAUUUGCAUAA